CGUCUGUAUAACCUUAUAUUUUUAAAACAUAAAUACAGUUAAAAAACAAUUAUUUUUAAAGUAAUGGAGUAUAUAAAUAUUAAACAAAUGUGUAGAAUAUGUUUAAACAUAAAGGAAGAACAUGAAAUGUUUUCAGUUUACAACAUUGCUGAAAAAAUUAUGAGUUUUACAACAAUAGAAAUAACUAAAAGUGAUGGCCUUCCAGGUUUCAUAUGUUUAAAAUGUUAUGAGGUAGCUAAUAUUGCUUAUACCUUUAAGCAGCAGUGUGAAAAGUCCGAGCAUUUGUUAAAAUCUGAUGAAACUAUCUUAGAAAAGGUUAAUGCAUUAAAACAACAAGAGGGGCGACUAAACGUCUUCAAAGUGAAGUUUCAAAAGCAGGAUAUUUUUAGUAUUAUACUACGUGAAAAUUUCAUAAAGCCCAUAAAAGUUUCAGCAUUAAAGAAGAAUACCUGUAAAGAUAUUCACUUAAAAAAAAAUAUCACUGUAAAUGAUUCUUUUGAGACAAGUCAUGAUAGUGAUCAGUAUAAUGGGGAAGAUAAUGAUGAAUUCAAGGACUUGACAUGUCGUUUUUGCAAUUUUAAAGCAAAUACUUGGAAAGUACGAUAUAAACAUGAAAUAACCCAUGGGAAAGGAAUUGACUGUUACCUAUGUGGAAAAGAAUUUACGUCGCUCAGAACAAUGACAAAUCAUUUACUUCAUCAUAAACGUAAAGGUGCCUUUCCCUGUUUAACUUGCGGCAAAAAGUUUACCCUCCAAGAAAAUUUAUCAAAACAUAUGAAAAGACAUUUAGGCAUUCGUCCGUACUCCUGCGCUAUUUGUAACAAGUCGUUUACAGAAAGGAGUGAACUGAGAAUACAUUUAGCAAGCCACAGCCAGGAAAAGCGAUUUCUAUGUAAUAUGUGCGGUAAUAAAUAUUCACGAAAGAGACUUUUAACAAUGCAUAUCGAGAAACACCAUCCCGAACCAGGAAAAGCUCUACUCCUUUGUACAUUAUGUGGGAAAGGCUAUAAAGAUUUACGAUUGCACAUGUUGUUUCAUAAAAACGAAAGGAAAUACGUGUGUAAAGUAUGUUCAAAAGCAUUUAACAGCAGAUCAAACUUGAAGACUCAUGAAAACAUUCACGCUGAGAAAAGGCCGUACACUUGUCACCUCUGCCCCAAAGGAUUCAAUCAGAAACAUGUUCUGCGAACACAUCUUAAAAAACACCAUCAGCAGUCUGACAAUUAACUUUUUUGUAAUUAUCUAAUUAAUUAGUGAAGUAUUAAUUUAUAGUGUUAAUUCAAACCAACUUUCACCUACAUCUUAAAUAAAUAAACACCAAAAACC
Molecule: messenger RNA, 1326 nt
Organism: Agrilus planipennis (emerald ash borer)
Lineage: Eukaryota; Metazoa; Arthropoda; Insecta; Coleoptera; Buprestidae
Product: zinc finger protein 596-like
Exons: 6
Coding region: 64-1227 (387 amino acids)
Cellular component (GO): nucleus
Molecular function (GO): zinc ion binding
Source: RefSeq, a predicted model, not a curated record